GGUACUGAGACUCUUGCUUCCAUCAGCGGCCAAUGGUCUAUUCUUGAGCUUGUACGGGCUUCCUGUGGUCAUAGAGUAAGAAAUGCCUCAUACCUAUUAAUAACUUAGCCUCGAUUUCACGCUUCCUGUUAUUCGGGGAAAUUACCAUUGCACUGUUUGGCUUCAACUCAGAUCGAUUCCUCUAGAUCAGAGCACUGUUUUCUUAAAUGAAGCGACAAACAGAAGAUUGGUGAAAUAGAGGAAACAAAUAAAGAGCACAGACUGAACUAUUUUAUCAAAUCCAACGCAGUUGUGACCACAUAGCAACAAUCAAGAUAGACUGAAGCAAGGGUACCUCAGUUUCUUUCCAUUAAUUUUUUUUUCUAAAAAUGGAAUACACAUCAGAUCAGCUGAACUUCUUCAGGCUGUCUUAUAUCGUCUUCGACAUCGUACCUGAAGCUUUACGAGAGAUUUUCAAGCAAGAAUGGGAUGCCUUAUACAAAGGUACGCCUGGUCAGUGGGAUGACACGCCUACCAGUUAUACUGCAUUUUAUAACAUGGAGUCAGCUAAGAAUCAGACAAGAAACAAACGCCUUCUUGGACUGAUGUCCAGUGGAGACAGAAACAACUGGGAUUGUACUUGUCUCUUUUAUGCCAUACUUUACUCAGACAGUGUGAGGCCGACAUUAACACCAGUGGUCAGUAAUAGCGUUGAUGAAAUCCGAGAAAUUCGCAAUGAAAUGGCACACAACAAAACGGGAAAGAUGAGCAAAGCUGAGUUUCAAAAGUCCAUACAAAAGAUCAAGAUAGCGUUCUCAUCUUUAAAGAUUGAUAUCACAAGAAUUGAAGAAAUCGAAAACCAGACGUGUUUCCCUACAGAAGACCUUGCUAGAAUUCAAAAAGAGUUAGAAGACGAAAAGAAGCGCAACGCAGAACCAAACUCUUUUUGUAUAUUGCCUCCGCACCCYUCCCAUGAGACAAUAUACAGAAAGAAAGACGUCGACAGCAUACACGAAGUGAUGCAA
Messenger RNA from Exaiptasia diaphana, 1004 nucleotides. RefSeq lists its product as uncharacterized. The record is from RefSeq and is a predicted model, not a curated record. NCBI's taxonomy places the organism in Eukaryota, Metazoa, Cnidaria, Anthozoa, Actiniaria, Aiptasiidae. The annotation marks the transcript as partial. The transcript is spliced from 2 exons.